AUGUCGAUCCCGCCUAUCGAUGGCUUCAUCAGUGUCGAGAACCAUGCAUCAACGUAUCAAGACGCAGGCAGUAGACGAUGUUGUAAUGCAGGAGCAUUGGUAGGGAGAGACGACCCAGUCGGGACCGUAAUGCGGAGUCAUUGUCAAUGUUUACACGUGUUUCUGCCUGUUUGGUGGGUAUAA
Heterobasidion irregulare TC 32-1 is the source of this 183-nucleotide messenger RNA. RefSeq lists its product as uncharacterized. NCBI's taxonomy places the organism in Eukaryota, Fungi, Basidiomycota, Agaricomycetes, Russulales, Bondarzewiaceae. The record is from RefSeq and is a predicted model, not a curated record. The coding region runs from base 1 to 183 and encodes 60 amino acids. The transcript has 2 exons.